Molecule: messenger RNA, 1206 nt
Organism: Astrephomene gubernaculifera
Lineage: Eukaryota; Viridiplantae; Chlorophyta; Chlorophyceae; Chlamydomonadales; Astrephomenaceae
Source: the annotation of a GenBank genome assembly
CAUCGAUGUGAUAGCAUUUUAACUUAUUUACGCAUACCACCUGUCAUACGCGGCUCCUCACGCACUAACUUGCCUCGCCUUGCCUACAUCGCUCUACCUUACGCACCAGCGUCGCGAUCGCAAGAACAUAGCCCCCCAAUUAAGUUUCAUUUGAAGUUUCAUUUUCCGUUAAACUAAGAGACCUUUCCUUAGAAAGCCAUCAGUUUACCGGUAUCCAUCAUGGUCAAUGCUUCAGGAUAAGGUCUGCGUCUAAACAUAUACCCGGCACAGUAUCAGUAUACACAAAGGAAUCCGCCAUGGCGGAACGAAGGCGUGGGAGACGAAUAGCCGUCCAGCUGUCGUCAUGGGGGCCAUGGCUACUGCCCUUUGUAGUGCUUGUGGCGCUGCUGGCUCUUCGGAAGUCCAUAGUUCAAGUCAUUUCCGACGGUGCUUCUGGCGGCGCCAAGUCACCAUCAUCACCAGCAGCAGCGCUCGCAACCACCUUGCAACUAGGCGCUGCAUCUGCUAAUGCUACCGCUGCUGUGCCUACCGCUGCUGCCGCUGUUGCUUCAUCUGGGUCGGCGGCCAAAGCGGGAUCUGGCGGUUCCGGGGCCAGGGUCGACGCGCCCCGGCAGCAGCGGGCUGCGAGGCACUGCAGCAACACGUGCUUCAAGGCAAACGAUGGCGUUUGUGACGAGGGGCGCCCGGCCACCCCGGAAGGAACCACCGCCGGGUCUCGUAGGAGCUUGCAUGGAAGCCAGCAGCAUGGGAGCCAGCUGCAGGGCCAGGGGCGGAGGAGGGUCUUGGGAGUUGAGGGCAACAAGGAGGUUUCGGAGCUGUUGUGCGAUCUCGGGACGGACUGCAACGAUUGUGGCCCAUGGGUCGGCACGGUACCGGAAGGCUGGGGCCCCGCCGCCGGUCCCGUGUCCUGGCUCCGCUCCACUCACAACGCCUCCAUGUUCACCCGCCGCACCACCACCCCCCGCCCCUUCCGCGCCGCCAUCACCCACCACUCGGCGGACCCCGACGUGAGCGCCAUGAUCUGGCACUACGGAGCCAUGGAGGGUGGUGUCACACGGAUCGUCAACGCCGUGCUAGACGGCCAGUGCGUCCUUUCCGCCGGUGUCGACAGCAGCAGCGGCAGUAGCAGCGGUAGCGGUGGUGAUGGAGGAGGCAAGGCGACUCGGGAACAGCAGGGGCAGCAGAGGAGGAGGCUGGUGAUCGACG